Messenger RNA from Adineta steineri, 384 nucleotides. The record is from the annotation of a GenBank genome assembly. Lineage: Eukaryota; Metazoa; Rotifera; Eurotatoria; Adinetida; Adinetidae.
AUGCCAAGUGGUGUGCUUGAUGUAGCUAUUCUUGAAGGACGUAGUCUUAAGAAUUGCGAUUUUAUUGGUCAAAAUGAUGCAUAUGUUGAAGUUUAUAUGAGCAAAAAAUACAAACAACGUACAAGAACAAUUAAAAAUUCGAAUAAUCCAACAUGGAAUGAAGAACUUAGAUUUAAUAUUCAUAAAGGUGAUGAUACAAUUCAUUUUGAUGUCUAUGAUGAUGAUCUCAUUGGUAGAGAUACAAUUGGAAAAUGUUCAAUUAAAUUAAAAAAAGUAUUCGAAGAAGGUGAAUUUGAUGAAUGGAUUAAAUUACCUUCUCUUCUUGGAAUACGUUUCCGUGGUGAAAUUCAUGUUGUUAUGAACUUUACAGUAAGUCACCGCUAA